CGUUCGUCACUUCCGGGUGCGACCGCCGCUUCUGUCCGGCCGGGUGCACGCGUUCGGUUCCUGCGUCCUGUAUCUGACCGUCUACACAACUGCCCCUUGCCUGUUCCCAACGGGAGGGACAUGAGCGUCCCUGGGCCGUCGCCCCCGGACGGGGUCCUGACAGGGCCGCCCGACUGCCUGAGAGCCGGGGAGCCUAUGCCGGGUUUAAGUGACACUUCUCCAGAUGAAGGGUUGGUAGAGGACCUGACUGUAGAAGACAGAGCUGUGGAGCAACUGGCAGAAGGGCUGCUUUCUCACUACCUGCCAGAUCUGCAGAGAUCCAGACAAGCCCUCCAGGAACUCACACAGAACCAAGUUGUAUUAUUAGACACACUGGAACAAGAGAUUUCAAAAUUUAAAGAAUGUCAUUCCAUGUUGGAUAUUAAUGCUUUGUUCACUGAAGCUAAACACUAUCAUGCCAAGUUGGUGAAUAUAAGAAAAGAGAUGCUGAUGCUUCAUGAAAAGACAUCAAAGUUAAAAAAAAGAGCACUUAAGCUGCAGCAGAAGAGGCAGAAAGAAGAGCUGGAAAGGGAGCAGCAACGAGAGAAGGAAUUUGAAAGAGAAAAGCAGUUAACUGCCAAACCAGCUAAAAGGACGUGAAGAGUUGAACAUGUUUGUGUGUGUUUCCUUCCCUUGUCCCACAUUCUUUGGAUGUAAGAUGACCUAAGUGGUGACUGAAGUUAAGAUAGUGCCUUAUACCAUUGUGUCACAUUUUGAAAUCCUUUUCCCAGGAGGACUGUGUCUCCAUAUCUUCAUUUCAGCCUUUUAAGAAGCUUUUUUCUAAGUAGAAGACAUGAUGUCUCUUGGUUUGGAUAUUUAUAUGUAAUUUUUUCAACUUCUGUUUUGCUUAAUUUUAAAAUCCGUUAUUUUGGUUUUGGAUCAUUUAUAAACUGGAAAAUGGCUUGAUUGUUUUAAUAGUCUAGACUCGAAGUGGUUAAAAAUUAGUAUGAAUUUUUUAGCUUCCCAAUAAGUGUGGAUUUAAAAGUUUCAGUUUCUUAUUUUAUGAAAUGACUAGCCUUUCUGGCAAUACAUUGCUGUGGUUUAGCAAUUGUCUUUUCAUUGCUUGGUUAAGACGAAAUGCCAACUGUUUAAUCACAUAUGCCACUGAAAAAGAGGUGGUGUAAGCCCUUGUGAAGAGCGUGAUAGGAAAGUGUAUACCCAGGAAAUGAUAGCCUCUUAGAGGUGGGAUAGGUGAACAAGAUGCCAGAUAGAUUCUGCCAACCAUGUACUCUAUCUGCUUCCCAGCAUUGUUGUUGCUGUUUACUUCUUACGUAGCUUCUGGGUUCAAAGGAGAUAUCUGUUCCUAAGGUUUGGCAGCGGUGGUGGAACUGUCACACACAAAUUCUUGUAUAUUUGUAAUACUUAAUAACAGUUGUUACACAGUGAGAUAUGGUUGUCAAGUUAAUAAGAUAAUGAGCCCAACUUUACAAAUGGGAGGUCUAAUCACAGUUCUGUCUAUCCUCUGAUUCACUAUGUGGCCUUACAUGUUACUUUUUUGUGCUUGUAAAAAAUUCUUAAAAGUAGAAUGAUAUAUACCAACUUUCCAUUUUAUUGAUAAUGACAGGAAUGGUGGAAAAUAAGUAAAUAGCUUCUUCACAAAAGAGGCAGCAUGAUACCUUUAGUGUUUUCUAGAUUUU
Ceratotherium simum simum (southern white rhinoceros) is the source of this 1676-nucleotide messenger RNA. RefSeq names its product biogenesis of lysosomal organelles complex 1 subunit 6 (gene BLOC1S6). The record is from RefSeq and is a predicted model, not a curated record. Gene Ontology annotation, biological process: intracellular transport. NCBI's taxonomy places the organism in Eukaryota, Metazoa, Chordata, Mammalia, Perissodactyla, Rhinocerotidae. Gene Ontology annotation, cellular component: transport vesicle; BLOC-1 complex.